Messenger RNA from Penicillium cinerascens, 2049 nucleotides. RefSeq names its product ASCC2 family CUE domain-containing protein. NCBI's taxonomy places the organism in Eukaryota, Fungi, Ascomycota, Eurotiomycetes, Eurotiales, Aspergillaceae. The transcript has a single exon. The coding region runs from base 1 to 2049 and encodes 682 amino acids. The record is from RefSeq and is a predicted model, not a curated record. Gene Ontology annotation, molecular function: ubiquitin binding.
AUGGCGGGGUUUCCGCCUUUGGCCCCGGUGCCCUCCCCCGCAGUGCGGAGGACCAUCCCAUCGAAUGACUGGGAGGCCUGCCUGGAUGCAUGGAUGAUGCUGCUUGGUAUUCGCCUCAAUGCAUCUGACCAGCAAUUCGAAGCUGGUGCUACCGAGGACCUUCCUGCGGCAUCAUUUCUGGACUCAUUCUACCAAUAUGCUGCUGCGGGGGACUCUGGGCUACAAGCCGGUCCCAAAGCUCGACAAUUGAGGAAGCUCUGCUUUCUUGCUACAAGGCGAUAUCUCCUUGGUCUUUCCAAUCCACCGGAAGGACUUUUGAAUUGGCAGCUUUUGGGAAACCUAUGUUGCUGCUAUCCAUCAAGCAAUGCUUUGAAGACGUCAUUAUCAACGGCGUGGGACAUGCACCAUGAACAAAUAUCACCCAGCAUAGAAAAGGCAAAGUCACAGGUGACCAGCCAAUUAUUACUAGGUGGAAAAUCAGCAGACGCCAAAAUAAUAUCAGAUAUUCGACGUCUCACCAUCCUGGCCUCGGUAUUGCCGCCUUGUGGCCAGAUCCUGAUGGCAGGAUCGGACUUCUUGGAUACCCUUGUGGAGGCGUACGAGACGCAACCCCGAGAAGAACUACGCAAGAUCUUAGUUGCCAAUGUUUAUGUUGGCCUCGUCUCAUUGUUGAAGGAGCCGUCGACCAACUUGUCUCUGCUUCUUGAUCAGCUGUUCAGUCUCAAGGCAGGCGCCGGAGUCGGGACAACCAGAAUGAAGAAGAAGGCCACUCUCCUUUCCGAUCUCGUCUGUAGCUCGGAUUUGCUACAACGGCUCGAGAAGUAUCUUGCGAGCCACCCGCAAAAACGAGGAGAGGACCUUCUCGCCAGCUUGCGUGCCUACCAAAUGGAAACGAAGCCUCUUCACCAUCGUUAUCAAAGACGAAAGAAGAUCGACAAGGGCAAGGGAGCUUCCACAGGCCCUCUUAUUCCAGACGAACUCCACGCUCACAAGAUGUCACUCGUCUCCCAAGUGCAAGACCUCUUCCCAGAUCUUGGUUCAGCAUUUGUCGUGCGCCUACUAGACAUUUACAACGAUAACCCAGAAACAGUCAUCUCUCACCUACUAGACGACUCUCUCCCCCAAGAAAUUCAAUCUCUCGAUCGAUCCGAACAGCUCCCACCACCAGCUGAACCCGCCCACGAUCAUCUAGCACCUCGACCAACCCCACCUGUCUCACCUCCACUAGACCCAGUCCCAGCACGCCGAAAUGUCUUUGAUGAAGACGUCGACAUCGCCGAACUCAGCCGCACAGGUGACGCCGAAGGCAAACUCCGAUUCGGCCGCGCCGGAGUAGACCUAACUGCCGAUGCAGUCCUCGCAGACCGCAGCCAACACGCAACGAACAAAGCCGCAAUUCUUUCCGCGCUCGCAACCUUCGACUCGGAUGAUGACGAGCGCGAUGACACAUACGACGUCGCAGACGUAGGCGGAACCGUCGACGCCGUCACAGCAGGCACAGACGCCGAAGCAGACGCUGAGGCUCAGACUCGCCGCGCGGCUGAUCUAGAAAUGACUCUCUUCCGCGCGUACAAGGGCAAUGCGGCUCUAUUCGGGCGGGACUCUGCGACGCGCCGCUCGCAGCCUCGUGCUUCGCUUAAGCGUGACACAAACAUGACGGACGAAGCUAUUGAGGGAUGGGCUGUUAUGCUGACGCGGGAUCCGAAGCGCCUUGCUAAGCUUGAGGAUAGGCUUGCCGUUGAUGCGGGUGGUGCUGGUGCUGGUGCGUUGAACCAGCCUUCACUUCCUUCAACGUCAUACAGGAGGCCGCAGACUGAGAAUGAUUCCGGGGAUGAUGGAGAGGCUGGACCGGAAGGUGCCCGUGGAAGAGGCGGAGGACGUGGUCGGGGCCGAGGUCGUGGUGGUCGAGGACGAGGAGGCCGGCCUCAGGAGCCCGAUAGUGCGGCGGCGCAUCAGAGAAAGGAGCAGAAUAAGGCGAGUCGAGCGAAUCAUAAUCGGCGACAGCAGCGGGCGAAGAAGAUUGCGCGUGGAGGUGGCUUGCCUGGUUGA